This is a messenger RNA of Mya arenaria, 1555 nucleotides long. RefSeq lists its product as uncharacterized. Lineage: Eukaryota; Metazoa; Mollusca; Bivalvia; Myida; Myidae. The record is from RefSeq and is a predicted model, not a curated record. Bases 158 to 1555 code for a protein of 465 amino acids. The transcript is spliced from 6 exons.
UGCGGACGGCUGUGGAGAACUGUACUUUCUUUCGGAGGGACCUUAUUUUGCCGGAGACAAUUUGAGUCUUGGAUAUUUCCCGUCACCACAAGUUGCAAAAGAGAAAAAUACAAGCAAGUAUUCUGUAAAACUCAUCAAUGGCAGUAAUGCGGACCAUAUGUCCAUUAAACAAGCAAAAGGUGUUUUAGAGCUUGACCAGGUGGGCCACGAGUUUAUCUUUACUUUAUUCAACGUUAAGAAAAAUGACAGUGGACAUUAUUGGAUUCAGUGUCUGGAUGGAGUUUACGGAAAGCACUCUAAUGGUGUCCAAGUAUCGAUUAAAGGAAAGCCGAUAAUUGGUCCUUUGACCACAAUUUCUACAUGCAGAGAGUGUAUCGUUUUUAAGACAGAACAAACACUUGGACAAGUGUACUGCGAAACGGAUGAAGAAUAUAACGCCACAAAUGUAGAGUUUAAAAUAGGACUAAUUCGGUAUGAAUCAUUCACAUUAUCACGGAAUCGAUUUGGAUUAAAUUCAUUUGACAAACCAGCAGAUGCGUUCCAUCAACUUAGUGCAAUUUGCACAGUCUUUGGAAUACACCGGAACAUGUCAGUGCAAGCUUCAAUAUAUAUAGUCGUCGAUCCCAAUGGUCCUCCGCAUUUGUCGGCUGACGAAGUGCUUUUGGAGGAAGAAACAGUAAAUAUAACUUGCACUUCAUCGAGCGCAAGGCCGCCUCCAUUGCUGAGAUUUCUUGUCGAAGCUACUGCAAUUGAUACCAAUACCAAUGUAUCAACAACGCUUAACGACUCAACCGGAUUAUACACAUCUGUAUCCACACUGCAUUCGUUUAAGAGAGAGUGGGGAAACAGGAACAUGUCAUGUCAACAGCUUCCGGAAGUGAAUGGAUUAUAUCACGAGACAAUGUCAAACAGUGUAUAUAUAAGUUACAAAUGUCCCCCAUCACUUAUCAUUCUUGUUAAUGAACAUCGCAAACUUUCAAAAGUUAUAAUUGCAAGUUGUUCAUUGAUGUUCGUUGAUUCAGCAUGCAAUAUUAAAUGGGAAUCAACAAUUGAACAUUUCAAGUACAAUUUAAUUAAAAACCGUAUCUUUAAACAAACAACAACGGUAGAAAUUAGUUUCAGCGCCACCAAUGACGAUUAUGGAAAAGAAAUAAGAUGUAGUACUGAAUGUCAAAACUCCAAGAAUGCUCUUGAAAACGCAACAACUGUCAUAUUUGAAAAAAAACCGACAGUGGUUGUCUACACAACCCCCGUUUUACCCGUUCCACCAAAUACCAACAUAACGCUCACAUGUGAAGCAAAUGCCCAUCCUGUUGGAAAUAUCACUUUGACGAUGGUGAAAGCGUCUAAUUCAAAAUCAUCACAAACAAAGACGUGUUCGAACGCAUCAACAUGCACUUAUGAAAUAACUACAUCUGACGUUGAACAGGUUUACUCGUGUUAUGCACAGAACGAACAUGGCAGUGACGAAGGGUCAAUUAUAAUUGUUCAUGAGCGUGAUUAUGAAGAAGUGGUAAUUCUAAAAGAAAAACUGUAUUUGAAUUGUUCAAAGUAA